GAAGGAAGGAGACAGACGGGACGUGGGGCGACCGUGAAGGUCCGGGAAGUGAACCCUGUGGCUGGUCCCGGGGCAGAACAAGGCGCUGAGAGCGGAGGAGCCAGAGCGGGCGCAGGAGCUGUGGGCCUGAAAACACUUGCUUUAGAUGACUCCUGGUGCCACUCAGAAAUGUCCUCCUUAAGUGGCAAAGUGCAGACCGUGCUGGGCCUUGUGGAGCCAAGCAAACUGGGUCGCACCCUGACCCAUGAACACUUGGCAAUGAAUUUUGACUGCUGUUACUGCCCUCCUCCUCCAUGCCACGAAGCUACCUCUAAGGAAACUAUUAUGAUGAAAAAUCUAUUUUGGAUUCAGCAAAACCCUUAUUCCCACAAAGAGAACCUUCAGUUGAAUCAGGAGACGGAAGCCAUAAAGGAAGAAUUGUUGUAUUUUAAGGCCAACGGUGGAGGGGCUUUGGUGGAGAACACGACCUCUGGAAUUAGCCGAGACAUGCAGACUUUGAAGUGGUUAGCUGAGGAGACCAGUGUCCACAUCAUCUCUGGAGCUGGGUUUUAUGUAGAUGCAACACACUCUUCAGAGACCAGAGCAAUGUCAAUAGAGCAGCUUACUGAUGUCCUUAUUAAUGAAAUCUUAUAUGGAGCUGAUGGAACCAAUAUCAAGUGUGGCGUUAUUGGAGAAAUUGGUUGCUCCUGGCCUUUGACUGCAAGUGAAAGAAAAGUUCUUCAGGCAACAGCUCAGGCCCAGGCUCAGCUUGGCUGUCCUGUUAUUAUUCAUCCUGGAAGGAAUCGAAGUGCACCGUUUCAGAUUAUCCAAGUAUUGCAAGAAGCAGGUGCAGACAUUUCUAAAACAGUUAUGUCACACCUUGAUAGGACUAUACUUGAUAAGAAGGAACUACUGGAGUUUGCUCAAUUUGGCUGUUACUUGGAAUAUGAUCUCUUUGGUACUGGACUUCUUCAUUAUCAAUUCGACCCAGAUACUGACAUGCCUGAUGAUAAUAAAAGAAUUAGGAGGGUGCGUCUCCUGGUGGAUGAGGGCUACGAAGAUCGAAUUCUGAUGGCACAUGACAUACAUACGAAGCAUCGGCUGAUGAAAUAUGGAGGUCACGGCUAUUCUCACAUACUCACCAACAUUGUUCCUAAAAUGUUACUUAGAGGUAUAACUGAGAAUACGCUUGAUAAGAUACUAAUAGAGAACCCUAAGCAAUGGCUAACGUUCAAAUAGGAUGAUUGCUUAUGAAUUUAUACCUUAAGUAUAAAACUUGCAGAGAACAUUCAGUAGGAUUUUAAACCAGCUGUGAGGUAGUCAUCAGAGCUACAUAGGACUAAUGACUGAUAAUUUCCUCUUUAUGAGAUUAGGAGAGUUCUGCCUUCUCCAAAACUGACUAUUACACUUGCACCUCUAGAGAGUUACUAAGUUUAAUUGAGCCCUAUUGUUUUGCCUUUGCAAAAUAAAGAGAGAAGUAUCUAUUUCCAAACAAUGAUUUAAAGUCUGUAUCCCCUAAGCGGAGGUUUUUCUUCUUCUUCUUCUCGUUCUAAUCUAUCAGUUGCAGUACUUGAGAAAAUUUAAAGUGUUACUAGUUAAAUUACUCCCUUCUGGAGCAAUCUAAUUUUUCUUGUAAUAUUGAUGAUCCUAAUAAUUAUCCUGCUGUUCUUUAAUUAAUGCUUAAUGAAUAAUAUGACACUUGAAAAUAGCUUUGGCAACAAGGAAAGUUAAAUUUUGAGGCAUUUUUUUCAAAGGAUACUGUAAUAACAAUCACCAAUUCACAAUGAUAAAAAUAUUUUGGAAGGUUAAUUAUAUGCU
Molecule: messenger RNA, 1797 nt
Organism: Trichechus manatus latirostris (Florida manatee)
Lineage: Eukaryota; Metazoa; Chordata; Mammalia; Sirenia; Trichechidae
Gene: PTER
Product: phosphotriesterase related
Exons: 5
Coding region: 169-1218 (349 amino acids)
Biological process (GO): catabolic process
Molecular function (GO): zinc ion binding; hydrolase activity, acting on ester bonds
Source: RefSeq, a predicted model, not a curated record